Molecule: messenger RNA, 3352 nt
Organism: Dimorphilus gyrociliatus
Lineage: Eukaryota; Metazoa; Annelida; Polychaeta; Dinophilidae
Source: the annotation of a GenBank genome assembly
UGUAUAAUCUUUUAUAGCUGUUUUUAUAUAUUGAAACGAAUAUGAUCGUGUUUUUGUUAGAGUUUUGUGAACAAAACUAAUAUACACCUACUUAAUAUAAAAUUUACUAGUAUGCAAAGGCGGAUCAAGAAAACUUACACUCCAAGUCGUAAGCCUAUUAUCAUCGAAAAUCUUGAGAGGCGAAAAAAAGGUCUAGGGGGUAUUAGGAGAGGUAUGAGAGUGAGAGAUUGAUAGAGCAUAAGAGCAAAAAGUAGAGGGGUGUUGGAGGGAGGGAGAGAAAGAGAGAGCAGAGGCGAAGAGGGGAGGGAGCGAGGGAGGGAGGCAGAGAGAGAAGAAAGAGAUUUUGAAAGGUUAAAAGAAAAGAAGUAAAAGAAGAGAGAGAAGAUGAAGAAAAAAAAGGAAGGCAGAGGUGUCCUGGUGAGCCUUUUGAAAGAAUCGACCAGAAACAUUCUUAGCUCGCCGCUAACAAGCGCGUCAACAUGUCGUUCGAACAAGGCGACAUAAUGAGAUAGAUUUUUGAGUGACUACCGUGCCCGUCUAUUGUUCGAUAGUCGGCGAGUGGCCACUCGUAGUUCGAACGUGCCCGCACACGAACUUUAAUUUUAAAACUUUAAUAUUCUCCGUCAUAUGGCAAAUAGAACUUUAAAUGUAAGACGCUUUUUUCCAUAAAAUAUUCAUGAUUGCAACAAGAAAUAAGAAUGGUGAAAGCUAUUAAAUGAGUGAGCUAUCUGUAACAGACAGUAUAUGAGAAUAUUGAAAAAUAUUUCACUAUUUUUAGAUGUAUACUAUAGAGAAUAAAAGAAAGAGGGAGGAAGAGAGAAAGAGGGAGAGGUGUGAAGGGACAAGGGCAAAAGGAGAGAGAGUGAUAGAGUAAUCAAGAGAGGUAGAAAGCAGAAUUGUGUUUUGCUCACUAGAGAUCAAAUAUGUUGUAUAAAUAUGUAGAUAUAUUUAUAAAUAUAUGGAUAUAUAUAAACAUGUAGGCAGGGGCAGAGAGACAGAAAGAGAGAGAAACAGAGCGGGGAGAGAAAGAUGAAGCAAAAUUGUAGAAAUUUUUGCAAGUUGACGUUUUAUCAUAACAAAUGCGCAUCCCCCUUAAAGGCUGUUAGCGACAGAAGGGUUUAUGAGUUGGGAGGAGUUAACGCCGUCUGGCAGGGAACCGCAGCUAACUUAGCUUUGCUGAUUGGCCAGUUUUCAGCGCUACGUUGAUCUUUUGAGCAAUGGGCGUUGAGCUUCUAACAGCCGUUCGCCUAUCAGCCGCCAGCGCCAGUUCGCUUCCCGUUUUUAUUUGAUCAUAUUAUGAACAGCUCAUUCGCCGAGGCCCCUUCACCCAGCAACAGCAGCAAAGGUAAUAGCAGCGAAAGCGGCAGCCUAAACAUGGACGAAGGCAACGAUUACAGCCGCUUAUCGUCUGACGAAGAGAUAGACGUGGAGGAUAGCGGAAAAUCAGAUUUGAAUAAGAACAAGUUAGCUUUCUCUAUUGCUCGAAUCAUGGAACCUAGUAGACCGAAGACGAUUGAACCUGGAGAAGUAUUGAGGAAUUCUACCAACUCCUCCUUUCAAAUUCCAUCUGCAUUUCCCUACUUGCACAUGCAUAACCUACUGGCAGAAGGUCAGAGGAGGGCGGCAAUUUUAGAACAAACUAGGGGAAGCUUUUUACACCCGGCCUUUUACGUGUCACCUUCCAUGGUACAGGCCUACAGAUACGGAGUUCCCAAUACAACAGUACCCGAACAGCAGGGGGUGGUCAAGAAAGCUCAGGACCUUUCGGUUAAAUCAACGGCUAAUCGUUCUUCGUCUCCUAAACAUUCCGAAUCCCCGCAGUCUUCUCCCGCCAAAUCGGAAAAGAGUAAGGACGAGGGAUCAGACGACAAAAAGAACACCUCCAAAACAUUCACCUGCCCGGAAUGUGGCAAAAUUUUCAACGCUCAUUAUAAUUUAACAAGGCAUAUGCCAGUUCAUACCGGAGCUAGGCCAUUUGUCUGCAAAAUUUGUGGUAAAGGUUUCCGACAAGCGUCGACAUUAUGCCGCCACAAGAUAAUUCAUACAGCGGAAAAACCGCAUAAAUGCCAGACUUGUGGAAAAGCGUUUAAUAGAUCGUCAACGCUAAAUACUCACAUGAGAAUUCAUCAAAAUUACAAGCCAUGGGUCUGCGAAUUUUGCGGAAAAGGUUUCCAUCAAAAGGGCAAUUACAAGAACCACAAAUUAACUCAUUCAUCAGAGAAACAAUUCAAAUGUACAAUAUGUAAUAAGGCAUUCCAUCAGAUCUAUAAUCUUACCUUCCACAUGCAUACGCACAACGAUAAAAAACCGUUUACGUGCCAUCUGUGCGGUAAAGGAUUUUGCCGAAAUUUCGACCUGAAGAAACAUAUGAGGAAGUUGCAUGACGGGGCGUCACCACCAGCUUCCAGUGAAGCGAAGACGGCUAACUCAGCUACGACAACCACUAGCUCUACAGUACCUCAAACUCCACAACAGCAGAGUAUACCAACACCUCAAACUCCUCAACCGUCUUUCGUGCCGAGAUCCGCCUUAACGUCCCCACUCGUUCAACCUGCAUCCUCUAGACUUAUGAAUCCAUUUUUAUUUACACCAUCACCUGUUAAUCCUAACUAUUUGACUAAAGUACCAAUUUUGUGAGAAAGAGAGAGAGAGAAAAAAGAGAUUUUGAGGGUGAAAGAUAUAUGUACAGUAAAAAUAUUUAAAUAUAACUAUAUAUAUAUAUAUAUGUAUAUAAAUAGAUAGAUAUUUAGUACGAAUGUUUAAGUAAUGGGAAGAAAGGGAGAAGGUGAUUGAAUGAGAACGAAAAGAGAGAGAGAGAGAGAGAGAGAGAAAGAGAUGGAUAACGGUUAAAUUAAAUUUGCUAGGAAAACUGUCCACAAUAAAUAUAACUCUUCAAAACGUCUAAUGACUGAAAAAGAGAAAGAUGUACGAUAAUAAAAACGAAAAUAUACAAAACUAACCGAAGUUUUAUAUAUUAUUUUUGUAAUCGGACCUUUAAAGAGAUUGCUAUCUAUUAAAUGAAAUUCCAUUUCGAAAAAACCAACGAAAAGGCCAUCGUUACAAGAUAAAAAAAAAAAAAUACUUUUGGUCCUCCAUUAUUAAUUCAUUCUACUUUUGAUUAUACGUUCCAUUCAAUCGACACGCAAAAAGGGGAGGCGAAAAAUUUUUACAUGCUCGAAUGCUCAUUCUGUCUCUAUACAAUCAGUCUUUACCUAGGGCUUUUUUUUUAUUUCUUUUGGAUUGUAUUUGUAAUACUAAAACAAGCUUUAAUGGUUAUUUUUUUUUUGUUUGUCCACUAUUUAAUUGUUUUACGUGAAAUAUGAAAAACAAGAAAUAUACAGUUUUGCUUUUA